Messenger RNA from Argentina anserina (silverweed cinquefoil), 355 nucleotides. RefSeq lists its product as uncharacterized. Gene Ontology annotation, cellular component: nucleus. NCBI's taxonomy places the organism in Eukaryota, Viridiplantae, Streptophyta, Magnoliopsida, Rosales, Rosaceae. The record is from RefSeq and is a predicted model, not a curated record. The coding region runs from base 17 to 355 and encodes 112 amino acids. The transcript has 3 exons. Gene Ontology annotation, biological process: regulation of jasmonic acid mediated signaling pathway; response to wounding; regulation of defense response.
UUUCUCGACCAUUGCAAUGGAGAAAUGCAGUUCGGAGGAGUUGAGCGUCGGCCUUCCUCCGAUUACAAUCGACUCUAUAUCACAGAUGAUUUACCGGAAAGCUAUGAUGGAUGAGCAAACAAGUCAAGAACCGAUCACCAUUUUUUAUGAUGGGCGGGUUUAUGUUUUUGACAUCAUGGAACUUCAGGUUAGAGCCAUAAUCUUGCUUGCAACUAGAGAAAUGGAAGGAGGGUUGACAUCAAGGUUCUCCAAGGAAGCAAUAUCACUUGCACUGCAAUCUCAAAUGCUCGGACCUCCGUCCGGAUCCGUGAAGAAAUCUCUCCGGACAUUUCUGCAGAAAAGGAAAGAAGUAUAG